UUUCCGUCCUCCUCCUCCUCCUCUCCUCCCUAUUUAAUUCCAGCCUUCGCCCAAAGUCCAGCAGGGGUCUCCCCCUCCGCCCCAUGCCUCAUCGCCGCCGCCGGCGAUGGGCGACGUCCCGCUCCCAGUCCUCCGCGACAUCGACAUGACCCCUCGCCGCCGCCGCGAGCCCUCUGAGCCCCGCAGCGACAGCGAUUGGGACGCCGGAUCCAGCCGCGAGGGCUCCCCCGACCUCCUUCGACGCGCCGCACCCGCACCCGCACCCGCGCGCCGCUACCGCGACCCCGCCGCUCAGAUCUCGCGCGCCGCCGACGCCGGCUCCUGGCUGGGCGAGAUCGAGCGCGACCGCGUCCGACUCGUCCGGGAGUGGGUCCACAUGGCCGCCCGCGACCGCGACGACGACACCGGUCCCCCGCCUUCCCCCGUUGACCACGCGCGCAGGGACGUCCCCCGGAUCCGCGGCCGCCAGGCGCGCCUCGAGCUCGUCAUGCGCAUGGCCGCCGACCGCCACGCCGAGCUACAGCGCCUCUCCCUGCACCGCGCCGUCUCCGACUUCUCCCACCGCAACCGCAUCCACGCGCUGCUCCGGGGGAGGUUUCUGCGGAACGGCGGCUUGCCACAGGAGAGGAGGCCGCCGUCCGUUGCCGCAAGGGAGCUCGGCCAGCUGCGGCAACGUCAUCCUGUCUCUGGUUUGAGAGAAGAGUUCCGCUUCAGAUUGGAGAACCUUGUCCGGGGUCAAGCAGUUAGCCAAUCGGAUGCUUCUUCAGCUCACAAUGUUGAACUGUCUUCAAAUGAUCAUUCUGAAUCAAGCCCAACUACUUCUGAAGAUACUCAGGAGAGACAUCAACAAGCAAGUGAGAAUAUCGAGCUCCAGCAAAUUGAAGGUACAGAAACAGCAUCAGGAUUUGAAAGUAACAUCCCUAGCAUUGCUGAAGGCUUGUAUGGACCUCAUAGUCAAUCAGGAAGUUGGCAGGAAGAUUUGGAACAGAAUAGAAGAGAUUGGCAACAGUUUUCCCAUAUUGUGAUUGGAGAGGAAUCUGAAAGAAAUUGGCCUGAAAAUGCAGAUAACGGCUCAUCUCGUGAGGGGACAGACAUUGGUGAUGGCCAAGAUGAUCGUCUUCCAGAAGUACAUGAAGAGUCAACCAGUGAUGAUAAUCUUCCUGAAGCGCAUGGAGUGUUAACCAGUGAUGAUAAUGUUCCUGGAACACACGUAGAGCAGCAUGAUGGUAAUCAGCUUCCUGCCGUGCUUGAGGAGCUGCAUGACAAUAAUCACCUUCAGGAAUCACAUGGAAGGUGGAGUGGAAACAAUCUUCCUAUAGAAGCAUACGAAGAGUGGCACAGUGAUGAUCAUCUCCCUGAUGUAAAUGAAGAGUGGCAUGAGGAUGACGAGUCUAAUGAUACUGCAGAUAAUUGGCAUGAUAAUAAUUCUGAUCAACCAAUUGACCAUGAUCCUGCUCUUAUUAGAAGAGCUAAUACGUUCGUCCCUGGAGAUGAUGAUAAUGUGUACAGCACAGAACUGAGGGAACUUCUAAGCAGAAGGAGCGUUUCUAAUCUUCUUCACAGUGCUUUUCGUGAAAAUUUAGACCAACUUAUCCGGUCAUAUGUUGAACGGCAGGGUCAUGGCCCUCUCACUUGGGAUCCAGAAGAAACAACUCCUGCCCCUAACUCACCAGAACAAAGUCGGGAGCAGCAAAGAGAUGAUGAAGACCAGGAACUGCAUCGUACCGUGGAUAGGCCACCUUUAGUGAUACCACCUCCACCUAUCCCUCCUCGUCAACCACUUUGGCAUUCAGAAUUGCAUCGUAAUAAUUGGAUCAGACAGAACAUUCAUCGUUCUUCUUCAGAUAUUGAAUGGGAGGCUAUUAAUGAUUUAAGGGCUGAUAUGGCUAGACUUCAGCAAGGGAUGAGUCAUAUGCAAAGGAUGUUGGAAGCUUGCAUGGAUAUGCAGCUAGAGCUACAGCGUUCUGUAAGGCAGGAAGUUUCCGCGGCCUUGAAUCGUUUCAUUGGGGAGCAAGGGGAAAGUAAAGAAAUUAUUGACGAUGGUUCAAAAUGGAUUAAUGUGAGAAAAGGGACCUGUUGUAUAUGCUGUGAAACUCCAAUCGACUCCCUUCUGUACAGAUGCGGGCACAUGUGCACAUGCUCAAAAUGCGCGAAUGAACUGGUUCGGGGUGGAGGCAAAUGCCCGCUGUGCCGAGCGCCCAUAAUUGAGGUGAUCCGAGCAUACUUCAUCAUAAUGCUACCAACUGGAGAAGUUCCAUCUGGCUCGAGGCCACCGGAGACGUACCCGGGUUUGGGCCGUUUGCUCCUAGAGGCGCCGCCGCCGCCGCCUACAGUCGAUGGCAAGACGGACAACUCUACUGCAGGACCAAAGAGAAAGGCAAACGAAGUUCAAAGUGUUAGCUCGAGUGUACAUCUUGGUGUGUUAGCAUCAUCUACAACACCUGCAGUUGAGAGGGUUUCUAUUGGCACCGAUGGCAGUGGCACACAUACACAGGAGCAGGGUGAUGAUGUAGCUCCAAAUUCUAAUGUUGUUAUUGUUGAUGAUAGAGCAGAAUCUCAGACAACUACAAAGCGGCUGAAGAAGUGCACAUCUGAUGUCUGGCAGUACUUUACCAAGAAAACAGAUAUAGUAGAGGUGAAUGGGAAGAAGUAUGAGCAGUGCUGGGGAUAUUGCAACUUUCCAAAUUGCAAGUCCAAAUAUAGGGCUGAGAGCUAUCAUGGAACAUCCGGAUUUCGGAAUCAUUUGAAGUCAGCUCAUAGUAUAGUAAAAGGGCAGCAACAACUCAAAGUGGAAAAGGAUCAUGGAAAAGACAUUACUGUUGUUGAGCCUUACAGGUAUGAUCAGGAAGCUAGUCUUAAGAAAUUGUAUUUGGCAAUAAUCAUGCAUGAGUAUCCUUUCAAUAUAGUUGAGCAUGAUUACUUUGUUGAGUUUAUUAAAUCAUUGCGCCCUAAUUUUCCAAUCAAGUCUCGUGUUACUGCUAGAAAGGAAAUCAUGGACAUAUAUUUGGAAGAAAAGGAUAAAUUGUAUGCACAAUUUAAAAAUGUUCAUUGCCGCUUUAGUGCAACCAUGGACAUGUGGACAUCAUGUCAAAACAAAUCAUACAUGUGUGUCACCAUUCAUUGGAUAGAUGAUGAUUGGCAUAUUCAGAAGAGAAUUGCGGGUUUCUUUCAUGUAGAAGGACGACAUACUGGUAAGAAGUUGGCACAGACCUUCUCUGAACUUAUGGUCAAGUGGUACAUUGAGAAGAAAUUGUUUGCAUUAACUUUGGACAAUGCUAGUGCAAAUGAAGUGGCAGUUAACGACAUAAUUACUGAUCUCAAAGAUGUUCAUGCUUCUUUAAUUAAAGCACUUGUACUAGCUGUAAAGGGCUCUCCGUUGCAGUGGGAGGAACUCAUAAAGUGUGCCACUGAGUGUGGAUUGGAUACAACAAAGGGUCUCUCACUUGAUGUUUCAACUAGGUGGAAUUCAACCUAUUUGAUGCUGAGGGAUGCCUUGUACUACAAGCCUGCUUUUGUGAGGCUUAAGUCCUCGGAUCGCCGUAGGUACGAGAAAAUUUCUCCAUCUUCUGAUGAAUGGAAUAUGGCUAUAACUAUUUUUCAGUGCUUGAUGAAAUUCUAUGAUCUUACUGAACUUCUCUCUGGUACUUUAUAUCCAACUGCAAAUAUGUUUUAUAAAGGAUUCUGUGAGAUAAAAGAAUUGCUUGGUAAAUGGAAAGUUAGUGAAAGUUUUAUUAUUAGUGAAAUGGCAACUGCUAUGGAUACAAAGUUUGAGAAAUAUUGGAACAAGUCUAGUACUGCUCUUGCAGUGGCAUGCUUUCUUGAUUCUAGGUACAAGAAAAAGCUUGUAGAAUUUUACAUGAGAAAGUUCUAUGGUGGUUUGUAUCAAGUUCACCUUGAAGAGUUUGUUAGUCUUGUAAAGAAGGUGUAUCAAUUUUAUGCUAGUUCUGCACCUAUAUCUUCAAAGGCAAAGAGUAAUGUGAAUGAACCUACAAACCCAGUAGAUGAGCUCAUGGGAAAUAGAAAUGAUGAACUAGAAAGCUUCUUAUAUGAUGAUUGUGGCCCUGAUAGAGAUGGCAUAAGUGAGUUGGAGAAAUACAUGGCAGAGCCACUUUUGAAGCAGAGCCAAUUUGAUAUUUUAGCAUAUUGGAAGAACCAUACAGAAGAUUACCCUAUUCUUUCACAAAUUGCCCGUGAUAUGAUGGCCAUACAAGUGUCAACGGUUGCUUCAGAGUCUGCCUUUAGUGCUGGUGGCCGUGUCAUUGAUCCUUAUCGCAGCCGUCUUGAUCCUGAGAUGGUACAAGCAUUAAUUUGCACCAAAGAUUGGGUAGCUGCAAGAAGAAAAGAUUCCAAGAAUUUUUCUUCCAUUGUGGAUGAUCUCGAGGUUCUAGAGACCAUUUCCAAUAAACUGAUGCAUGAGAUGUUUGACACGAGGAAGCAAAACAAGGCAAGCGAGGAAACACCCCCCCGAGCGAUUCCCCCGGCAGGCAUGGCGGCGGCCCAGCCCUCUCCGGCGGCGACGGCCAGCGGCUCCGUGUCCUCAUCUACUUCCGACGACGACGACUCCUCUCAGUGCAGUGAGGCAAGCGCGUGGGAACCCCAAGUCUUAUGCAGGCAUGCAGAAUGUCUCGAGUUAGAGGAGUUGACAUCAAUCUCAGUCGAUCCUAGCCUUCUUCCAACUCUCAAUGAUUUACUUCUGGAGGUGUAUGCCAUUCUGCGCCCCAAGCCAGCUGACUAUGAGCAACGGAGGACCUUGGUUGAUGUCUUCAAGGAGAUGACAAAUCAAAUAUUUGGUAACAACUACGGGUUUCCAGUCGUGGAAGCAUUUGGAUCAUUCACCAUGGAUUUAUUUACUCCUCGUAGUGACCUGGACCUCUCUGUCAAUUUUAGUGCUAAUACUGAGGAUCAAUGUAAUCGCAAGAAAAAGAUUUCCGUUAUUAGGAAAUUUGCCAAAGUUCUAUAUUCUCAUCAGAGGGAUGGAAUUUGCUGUGGAGUUUUACCUAUUGUAAGUGCUAGGGUGCCUAUUCUGAAGGUUAUUGAUCGUGGUACUGGGGUUGAGUGUGAUAUUUCGGUUGAAAACAAAGAUGGCAUGACAAGGUCAAUGAUAUUCAAAUUUGUUUCUUCACUUGAUGAAAGGUUUCAGAUACUAAGUUACUUGGUGAAGUUCUGGGCUAAGGUACAUGACCUGAAUAGCCCAAGAGAACUAACAAUGAGCUCGAUGUCAAUUAUUUCAUUAGUUGCUUUCCAUUUGCAGGAUGUAUGCUCAGUUAGAGGAGAUGGCAGAAAUCCUUUUGCUGCACUUUCCCACUGUCUAUUUUUUGGCCGAUGGAGUUGGAUGUUCAACUUCAUGCUACUGCACGCUGCAUACCUGAAACUGGAUUUUGGGCCAUUCAACUGUCUUAUAGUGGGUAUUUUGAGUAGUUGCUCAUUAGAUGCAUGGACCCGGCAUCCUCCAAUAUUACCUGCGUUCUCUGCCUUUUUGAAAGAUGGUUUAGAUUGUGCAAGUGUUGAGAGGAACAUCUUGCUGUUUAAGGGAUUUGGAAGCAGAAAUAAAGAAUCUGUCGCUGAACUGUUUGUAUCUUUGAUUAGUAAACUACUAUCAGCAGAGAGUUUAUGGGAGCAUGGACUCUGCGCUAGCAAUUUUGAAGCAUCAUGGAUUUCUAAGUUCUGGAAGAAAGGAGUUGGUAAUUUAAGUGUUGAGGAUUUCUUGGACCGGUCACAAAAUUUCGCAAGGUCUGUAGGGAAAGUGCAGAUGCAGAAGAUUUGCAAAUGCCUUAGAGGUUGUGCUUUAAAUUUGUUUGAUUUCAUGAGGGGUAAAAUAGACACAUCAAAGCUGAAGUCCCUCUUGUUUGGGCAACUUAACCCAAAUGAGCUAGUCAGCAAACCUCGCAUCAAUCGUGCCGAGAGAAAACGGCAGCUGAAAUUUAGCACGGGGUGCAGAUCUGGGCUCCAAAAGAGAGCAAAGCAUGCUGUACACCAUGUGGAACCACACUCACAUGCUAAUGCUAAACCUGCUACUGGUUUACCCAUUCCUGCUCCUGCUAAAGUCAUGCCUCCCAUUCUAUAUGAACACCCCACUCUAUCUAGUACUCAGAUUGUGCAUAUUCCGUGGCCUCGUAUUAUCCCCUCUGGUUUUGGCUAUGGGCUAUCACUUCAGCUGCCAGUUUCUCCUCACAUUGGCAAGGGAAUACUGGGGCCGCCCCCAAGUAAUUUAAUUCCCUUGAAUAAUGGGAUUCAACAACUGCAGCAACGUCAAUUUCCAAUGCCAUACCGACAAAUCUGUCGGUAAUUUGUUCCACUCAUAUAAUGGAGCUCAGCAGCUCCGGCACAAUGGAAAUAGGAUUUUGCAGAGUACACCUCCGAACUUCAGUAGACUACAGCUGCGGCCUAGAAAUGCAGCUUGGCGGUUGCUAGCAGAUUUUUGUGCUAAAGUUUCAGAUGCAAGAGUUAUGUACCAAAGGUGUAAUAAAUUGACAGGAAACUGUAACGAUGGACACCAUUGUCAUCUGGGCUAUGUGAGCUGAUCUUAGGCUAAAGUAUGUUUUGCUGAAAUCUUUUGGAACCUAUAUGUCGCAAGCUAUCCUGGCUGGUGGUUUGCUCAAGUAUCGCAUCUGGUCUUGGCACCUUCUUAAAGAUGCAAGGGCUGAGCUUAGCUGUUAGGAAUUCACUUGGAAAAGGAAAACCUGUGACAAGGUUGUACAACAGUAUAAGCAUUACUUCUUUUAGGUUGUUAUCAUAAAGGCCAGAGGUCCAUUGGGUUA
This is a messenger RNA of Phragmites australis (common reed), 6758 nucleotides long. RefSeq lists its product as uncharacterized. The transcript is spliced from 22 exons. Gene Ontology annotation, molecular function: protein dimerization activity; DNA binding. The record is from RefSeq and is a predicted model, not a curated record. Lineage: Eukaryota; Viridiplantae; Streptophyta; Magnoliopsida; Poales; Poaceae. Bases 107 to 6286 code for a protein of 2059 amino acids.